AUGGGCUGGUGGUGGAGCUCCACACCACGCAAAGAUGAGCAGCAAAGCUCCGCUCAGCCCCCAUCUCCUGCGCCCUUGGAGGAAGCAGGGCAACCUCCCCAGCCGUCCGCUGUGCCGCCAAAACCGUCGAAGCCGAUAACGCGCGAUGAACAGGCGGAAGCAGAAUUCAAAGAAUUUCUUGCCGGCCUCGAGGGAACGGCAAAACCGUCCUCCAACGCCCAACCCGCCGAAGAAGCGGAGACGAAAAAGCCCAAAGACCCUCCUGCUUCGAUCCAUCCCGAGUCAUUGUAUCCAGACACCAUGGACUGCCGCUCUGCGUUCGACUACGCAUUCUUCUGCCAAUCCUUUGGCGGCCAGUUUGUCAACAUCUAUCGCUACGGCGAGCUGCGGUCCUGCAGUGAACACUGGAAGAAUUUCUGGUUCUGCAUGAAGUCCAAGGCCUACCCGGACGAGCAACGCAAGGAGAUGAUCCGGGAUCAUUACCGGAAAAAGGCCAUCAAAUACAAAACGGGCCCGAGCAGCGAGGAUGUGUGGGAGGUCCGAACGGAGCCGGUGAAGAAUGCCUUCCAGGGAGAUUUCGCUGCUCUUGAAAGGCGGAUGAAAGAAGAAGAAGAAGAAGUGGCUCGUCGGCAACAAUGA
Molecule: messenger RNA, 639 nt
Organism: Rasamsonia emersonii CBS 393.64
Lineage: Eukaryota; Fungi; Ascomycota; Eurotiomycetes; Eurotiales; Trichocomaceae
Exons: 1
Coding region: 1-639 (212 amino acids)
Source: RefSeq, a predicted model, not a curated record